Molecule: messenger RNA, 530 nt
Organism: Rhincodon typus (whale shark)
Lineage: Eukaryota; Metazoa; Chordata; Chondrichthyes; Orectolobiformes; Rhincodontidae
Product: long-chain fatty acid transport protein 6-like
Exons: 3
Molecular function (GO): long-chain fatty acid transmembrane transporter activity; long-chain fatty acid-CoA ligase activity
Source: RefSeq, a predicted model, not a curated record
AUCUAGUUGAUGUUGUGAGGGACAUUCUGACCAAUAUCCAGGAGAAUAACAUAUCUGUCUGGGUUAUGGGGAAAACUUGUACUCUCAAUGGAGUGAAUACUCUCGCAGAUAAAGUGGAAGAAGCACCAGACAGUCCUGUGCCAGAUACAUGGAAAUCGACAGUCAAUCUGAAAUCUACCUUUCUGUACAUAUUCACUUCAGGGACAACAGGGUUACCAAAGGCUGCUGUAAUCACCCAGCUCCAAUCCUUGAGGGCUAGUGCUGGCUUGUCGGUCUUUGGAGUCACUGAGGAUGACAUCAUCUAUGUUCCACUUCCUUUAUAUCAUAGUGCAGCUUCUCUUUUGGGUAUCUGUGGCUGCAUUGAGCUCGGUGCAACAUUGGUGCUGAAGAAGAAAUUCUCAGCUAGCCAGUUCUGGAAUGACUGUCGAGAGUACAAUGUUACAGUAUUUCAAUAUAUAGGAGAGCUCUGCCACUACCUGUGCAAUCAGCCAAAGGUAACAUUAUAGAAAAGAGCCAUGGUUUUAGCAAGU